Messenger RNA from Jaculus jaculus (lesser Egyptian jerboa), 3305 nucleotides. RefSeq names its product probable ATP-dependent RNA helicase DHX34. The transcript is spliced from 3 exons. Gene Ontology annotation, molecular function: RNA binding. The record is from RefSeq and is a predicted model, not a curated record. The coding region runs from base 2 to 517 and encodes 171 amino acids. Gene Ontology annotation, biological process: nuclear-transcribed mRNA catabolic process, nonsense-mediated decay. Gene Ontology annotation, cellular component: intracellular anatomical structure. NCBI's taxonomy places the organism in Eukaryota, Metazoa, Chordata, Mammalia, Rodentia, Dipodidae.
GAUGGCCGCUGGCGCGGUGCUCGGCCUCUUCACGGCCUCCGCGGCCCCAGGGUCCCCCAUGGAGCCCGAGGCCCCGGAUUUCCGCAAGAGACCCCUCGAGACGCCCCGAGGUGGUCUGCAACAAGGUAGCAACACCGGAGGAAAGGUGAAGGAGAUGAGCUACGACCCGCAGGCCAAACUGCAACGGCUGCAGGAGUUCUGGAUCAGCCAGGCCAGUGCAGAGCAGCGCAAGGGCCGUGCGGGCCGCACGGGACCCGGCGUCUGCUACCGCCUCUAUGCCGAGUCCGACUACGACGCCUUCGCCCCCUACCCGGUCCCAGAAAUUCGGAGGGUGGCCCUGGAUGCACUUGUGCUGCAGAUGAAGAGCAUGAGUGUGGGGGACCCACGAACCUUCCCCUUCAUUGAGCCCCCCCCCCCCCCGCCUGCCAGCCUAGAAACUGCCAUCCUCUAUCUUCAAGACCAGGGGGCUCUGGACAGCUCAGAGCCCCUCAUCCCCAUUGGGUGCCUGCUUGCCUAGCUGCCUGUGGACGUGGUGAUUGGUGAGGACCACCCCUGGGUGAUCACAUGAGGAGUAAAAUGGACAAGUCCAUUCCUGAGGGGAACAGCAGGGUCGGGAACGUGUCAAGUGGCCUCAGGGCCUCGCUGAGACAGGGCACUUGAGCAAGGCAAGGGAGAGUAGAGACCGCGCUUCCUCUGGCCCAGGGUCACUGAGGACUUUGGCCUGGACAAGGGCCUGGAGUGUUGAGGGGAGCUGCGCUUUGCAUGACUGAAGGUGGUCUGCAGGACUGAUGGGCCACGGGCUGGUGGAGCCGUGUCACUGUGCUGCAAGUUCAGGUCCCCAGUGGUCAGAAGCAGGUGGUGUGACCAGUAAGGGGCAUUUAUUGUGAGACUGGGCCCGUCCACUUUUUGGCCUACGUUCUGUUAUCCUUGGUCCUGUGGCACACUGUCUUCAGGUCGUUUCUAUACCGCAGACACCACACCUUGUCUGCAGCAAGGGGCCUGGUCCCCACCCUCCUGUGAACUCCCCAGUACUUGCUGUGUUUCAGGGGUCUCCUGGGGAGGGUCAAGCCAGUGGGUCUUGGGCUUCCCCCACUCUGCACAGUUGUCCCUGUGCUGCCCUGGUGACCCUGUUCUGUGGUCACGCGGAUGUCACAAGUGGGCUUAUCUUCCUCUUGCUCACCCCUGAGUCACCCUUUCACUGACUGUGCUGACUCCACGUUCUGUUUCCACACAGCCUGCAGCCCACAUGGUUUCCCUCAGCAGGGCCACCUGCCUUGCCACGGCCAGGCCUGUCACUAGGAAGUGUUCCUGCUUUCACGUCCCUGGGCCUCAGUGCAGCUGAGGGGGAGGCUGCGUACUGUAGUGUCCGAGGCCGCCCGGGGCUAGGCAGGUGGUUAGUUUUGUUGGUUUGGAAGGAGUGGGGGCAUUCCAGGAUGAAGGGCAAGAAUAUUUUUGGGGCAGGGGCUGAAGAGAUGGCUUAGCAAAGGCACUUGCCCGCAAAGCCUGAUGACUUGUGUUUGAUUCCCCAGUGGCCAUGUAAAUCCAGAUGCACAAAGUAACACGUGCACUGCAUCUGGUGUUUGUUUGCAGUGGCUGGAGGCCCUGGCGUGCCCAUUCUGUCUUCUCUCUUUUCUCUGCUAAAUAAAAGUCUAAAGAGAAUAUUCUGGGGGCACUUGCUGUGCUGUGCCAGUGACAGUCUUGCUGGGCUCACCUCAUUUCUUCCCUGCCUACUGUGGGCAGUCUUCUGAUCCACAUGUGGACAGACAAAGAUGGUGCUUGGCUGUGGAGUCCAUGUGUACCCCAAGAUAUGGAGCCAGGGAGCAGUAGAGCCUGGCUUUAGUGGGCGGGAUAUGGAGUGCUUCACAUGCAUCAUCUCCCAGGAUGGGAGUCGGGAAACCAGGCUCCGAGAUGGACCACUUAGGGCCUGGCAGCGGAGCAGGAGGCCCGAGGCCGAGAUGGUCCGUGUCCUUGUCAGGGCCUCACACUCCCUGCCUUCCACACUCCCUUCUUUCUCCUCUUUUCCUUCCUUUCCUCUGUCUCUUUGUCUUCAACUAAGUAAAGGCCACAGAAAAUUCAUCCUGCCGUAAGCACCGAUCAGUGCCUCCUGCGUGCCAAGGCAGUCGGGGGUGGGGGGGCAGGAGAGCCAUGCACUGUGGAGGGCCCAAAGGAAAUCAAGCCAGGGAGGCUGGGAGGUGGUGCGGAAACCUUUGUGAAUACAAGUGUGGUUGACAGUGGUUACUAGCCCUAAACAGAGCCAUGUGCCUUAGUUGGGGAAGUUGAGGCCCUGGCCUGAGGCCACAUGGCCAGAUAGCCCAGCACGUGGUGUGAGUGUGGCGGUGUGGCUCUCAGGGUCCUUUGUGGAUGUGAUGCAGGUCAGGGCAGGGCCGGGAGGUCGGGAAGAUGCUGAUCCUGGGCUCUGUGGUCAGUUUGGCCGAGCCUGUGCUCACCAUGGUGGCCUGUUUACAGGAAGCUCCAGUGCUUUGUGUGGCCCAGCAGCAUUGGGGGUGAAGUCACAGGAUUCCUGGGGUAGUCGUGGCCUUGUUGCAGAUCAGCACACUGAGGCUCAGGGGAGAUGGCCACUGGGCCAGUGUCCCCCGUGAAAUCCCGUGCAUGUGCUGACCACACUCAGGGUCCGCAGCUUCUUGAGCUGUGAUCCCGACUGUGAUGGACUCAGUGCUUACACACGUGCACGUACACGCUUGUGCACACCCACAGCCUGUUCUGUCGUUCUGUGAAUACUAGUGACUAAGGUGUUUCCGGCAUGGAGGGCAGGAGGACUUAGGUCUUUCCACGUGGGUCCCUCUGCCCCACCUCAUGAUCUGGACUGGGACAGGUCUGGGUUGGUAGGACUUGGCUCUCCCCCACCCCCCACCGCCACUCUUAACUGAGAUACCUCCAUGGUAAGGACAGGGGAGGGCCAGAGUGUGGGUUCACUGUGAGGAUGGUGCCGCUGAGGCUGGGUAAGGCUCAGGAAGCCCUGAGGGGGGCCUGGCUGACAUCACUGAUGCAGGCCUGGCGCAGUUGCUGAUGGCGAGGCCAGAAGAGAUGCUUUCACGUGGAAAACACAAACCCCAGAAAGUAAAGCCACGAUCUCCUUAGAGCUCAGGAUGAAGGUCAGGGCCGGGCGCAGGCGCAUGAGGAACAGGCAGUCUUAACACUGAGCUAAUCCCAGCACAGGACUGCAGAGAGCUUCCCACUAAUGGAGUCUUCUAACACGUUCACCAAGGCUCAGGGAACACUGUAGAAGACGGGGUGGUGGUGGAAAGAUUGUGAGGACCACAGGGGGAGGAGUCUCCUGUGGCAUG